AUGUCUCCUCUGACGCAAUGUCCAGGCAAUUUGAUGCUGUACAGUGCCCGACUUGCAUGGAGUUUGUCUUCAGAGUUGCGUCGCAGUAAAAGCCCACCGCGUCGUUCGCCAGAAGAGCGGGCGGUCCCGCGGCCGCCAUCUGCGCCCGCGCACCAUGACCGGUCGCAUGCGCCGCAUCUAUCGCCAAAAAAAGAAGCUUUCAAUAAUCUACUCAAUAAGGGCAUUUCUGGUAAAACCCUGCCAGUUCAUUGCGUUGUGGAAGCAGUAUCAUCCCUCGAGGAAGGUGCAUGGAGACGACGAGCCGUAGUAGAGACAGACAGUUACGUCAUCAUUCCAGCGGCCACUGCUUUCCACGAAUUGGUACCAGCCGCCAUGAUGAGGCUUGGAUAUCCUCACGAAUUGGCUGCUUCAGCUAAAGGAUCAGUAGUUAUAAACAAUUGGAAACCCUUAACAUUUGAACGUAUAUCUGAUGGACCUCUGGCCACCGUUGGUGAAGUCUUAGGAGAAUUGACAACUGUGGCGACUCUAAGAAUUCAGUUGCUGAGACCACGGCUGACACCGCUUCAAGACAUUAAGGACAAGUUACUGAGGCUGCUUUUGGUGCAGAGUAGACCAUUACUGAUGUCUACUGGGUGUCCUUUAGAUGAGGUGACACUGGCACAAAUCUGUAGGGGUCAAGAUAGGACGCCUGGACCUCAUAACUUUCAUGAACCGACGGAAGAGACCCGACGGAAAUUUGAAUCGUGGUGGUCCGCCCAGGUUUCGCCUCGACCGCCACCGUUUAGUCCACGCCGGUACCCUUCACCAGGCCCAAAGAACAGAUCGCCGACGCUAAACACGAUCCCCGAUCAUUUACAUCCUGCUCUGCAAACUGUUCAAAGUCAAUACCCCACACAGAAAACAAGGAUGAGGACUAGCUUUGAUCCAGAACUUGAAUUGCCCAAGCUUCAGCGUUGGUUUUCCGAAAACCAACAUCCAAGUAGACAACAAAUUCAACAAUAUGUUCGCGAGUUGAACAAUUUAGAGUCGAGAAGAGGAAGGAAACCAUUAGACGUUAAUAAUGUCGUAUACUGGUUCAAAAACGCACGAGCUGCGCAGAAACGUGCAGAAUUACGUAAUAUUAGCGGAUUGGGAGGUCAUCUUGGUAUGAACGGUUUCAACAGCAGAAGUCACAGUCCAUCUAACGGUUCUUUACUCACUGGAAAUGAGAACUUUUCACCUCAUGACCAUAACUUGUUGAAGAGCCCCAUGGGCCAGCUGUCUGGGAGCCCAGGAAGAUAUCCUAUGUCAGUUAUGUCUGAAGAUAACCUGUCAAAUGCUGGAUCUGAUUUAGAAGACGAUGGCGUGGACAUGAAUAACGAUGAUAGGCCGGAGAGCCCAGACGCACCAUUAUCUCUCAUUACAACAAAGAAAAACAACAAUGAAAAUGAGAAAGAAGACUCAUCAAAGGAAUCACCCAAACCGCCAGAUAUUAUAAAGGUACACGACAUCAAGCAAGAGCCGCGUGAUCUCUCGAAGCCGGAACAAAUGCAUUCACCACAUCGGUCACCGGCCAAAAACAGUGACAGUUCGCACAACAAUAAUAACAACAACAACGACGACGAAAACGGUAUUGUCGACGAGCAGGAUUUGGCUUCGGACGACGAAGUUGUCCAAGAACGGCACUACAGACCAGCGUCACCGCACCUCGACCGUCUGCCGUUCCCCAUGGUGCCUAAUCAUCCUAUGUUCAGCCACGGAAUUAUGUAUAUGAGCCAAUACAUGAGUGGCUUCCCCGGAGUAGGACCUGUGCCCGGUGAGGGCGCGAGCGGCCUGAAUCUCGCUUUGGCCGGCGCCUCCGACGAACGGCGCAAACGCAACCGAACCUUUAUAGAUCCUGUAUCAGAGGUCCCCGUCCUCGAACAGUGGUUCUCGAUGAACACACACCCAUCACAUAACCUCAUUUUAAAAUACACAGAAGAGCUAAACAGGAUGCCGUACAGGCAAAAAUUUCCGAGGCUCGAGUCAAAAAACGUACAGUUCUGGUUCAAGAAUCGGCGAGCGAAGUGUAAGAGAUUGAAGAUGUCACUCUACGAGCCGACGUCCCCCGGCCACUACCACCCGGGCCAUCCGCACGCUAUGGCCGAACGAAAAAUGGUCUGA
Leptosia nina is the source of this 2142-nucleotide messenger RNA. The record is from the annotation of a GenBank genome assembly. Lineage: Eukaryota; Metazoa; Arthropoda; Insecta; Lepidoptera; Pieridae.